Molecule: messenger RNA, 4431 nt
Organism: Anolis sagrei ordinatus
Lineage: Eukaryota; Metazoa; Chordata; Lepidosauria; Squamata; Anolidae
Product: protein FAM200C-like
Cellular component (GO): nucleus
Molecular function (GO): DNA binding
Source: RefSeq, a predicted model, not a curated record
CUUGUCUUUCCUUCCGGUGGAGUCCCUUCCCUCUUGCUGCUCAGCUGGGCAUUGGAAGCUUCCUUCCUCGUGGGAAUAUGUCUCUUCACUGCCUGAAUUGCCUGUAUUGAGUCGUUUCAUUGGAUAAGGAAAGAACAGCAGCCCUUUGCUCCUGCACAUUCAGAGCAAGGUCAUCCGACUCUUACGUUCAAGGAGCACUAGUGACUUUUAGUUCUAGAACUGGUUUGGUUUGAAGAGAGGAAGGGGAUGGAGGAGCUGAAUCCCACAAGUCUGCAGCUGGAGCAAGGAAUGCAAAGAGAAGGAGGGAAAGCUGGAAGCAGGAUUCAGUCCAAAUAUGUGCCUAACGGGCCAAUGUGGAAAGCGGUGGAAGAAUGUAAUGAGCUUCCAGGUCAACGGAUGCAGCUCUGGGAAACCCAAUGGCAGGAGUUCCUGAAGACCCUCCAGUCACCUUCCUCAGCAUGGGGAAACCUUCCAUCAGCCGAGCAAACGCCGUGGGACGAGGCCAAGGCCUUCCUGGCCUCCUUUGAGCAAGUGGCCAAAGCCUGUCGGUGGCCAAAGGAAGAGUGGGCGGCCCGACUGUUGCCCGCAUUGAGCGGAGAAGUAGAGCAGGCCUUUUGGAGCCUGGAAGCUGGAGACAGGAAUGAUUAUGAGAAAGUGAAGGCAGCCAUCUUGAGAGCGGAGGCCCUGAGAGUGGAGCUACAACGCCAGCACUUUCGGCAGUUCUGCUGCCAAGAGGUGGAGGAUCCACGAAGGGUUUACAGCCAAGUCCAGGAGCUUUGCAGUCGGUGGCUGAAGCCGGAGAGACGCAGCAAGGAGCAGAUCCUGGAGCUGCUGGUCCUGGAGCAAUUCCUGGCCAGUCUUCCCCAAGACCUGCAAGGAUGGCUCCGAGGCACAGGGCCGGAGACCUGUUCCCAGGCUGUGGCCCUGGCAGAGGACUUCCUCCUCAAGAGGCAGCAAGAGACCAAUUCAACCCAGUGGCAGGGACCAUCACUGGAUGUGCGUGUUGGGUCCCUGGAGGCGGAAGGGAAGUCGCUACAUGCUGCUCAGGGGCAGAUCUAUGAAGAAGCCAAGCCGGUGAAGGAGGCCGAGAUCCCUUUGCUAGGUGGUGGAAUCAAAGGCCCAAGUCCUUCCAUUUCAGUGUUUCCUCCUGAAGUACAAAUUAAGACAGAAGAUGGGCUGGAUGAGGGUCUCCUGGACUGCAGGGACUCAGGCGUCUCUUUGCAGAGGGUUGAGCAGACACUGUCCCACCCGGACCAACAGACCAUCAACUCGCAAGUCCUGCAGGAGAAUGGCGGAAAUGCCCAGCCGUUUGGUGAGGGGGAGGCAACUUCGCUUAGAGUGCAGGCGUCUCAGCAUGGAGGGGAUGAGCCGGAGCAGAGGCCCGAGGCAGUGCCACUCGUAAACCAAGAAGACGAACCGUUGACGUGUGAAGAAAGAAGUGAGACGUGUGAAGAAAGAAGAAACCAUCCCAUGACAAUGGAUCGUGUAGAGAAGAACGUUAAGAAAAGAAAAUAUCGUGAGGAUUAUUUACAGUAUGGUUUCACCUCAGUAAUUAUAGCAGGAGUCGAGAAACCGCAAUGUGUUAUUUGUUGUGAAAUUCUAGCAGCGGAAUCGAUGAAGCCCAACAAACUCAAACGCCAUUUUGAUUGCAAGCACCUCAGCUUUGCCGGCAAGGAUGCCAGCUAUUUCAGAAGCAAAGCUGAUGGACUCAAGAAAGCCAGAGUUGACACUGGUAGUGAGCGCCGCAAACAAAACGUAUCAGCCCUUGAAGCUUCAUAUUUGGUGGCGCUCAGAAUUGCCAGAUCUAUGAAACCUGACACCAUUGGUGAGGAUUUGCUGUGGCCAGUGGCCAAAGACAUUGUUCAAGUGAUGAUCGGAGAAGAAUUUGUUACGAAACUGAGUGCAGUUUCCUUAUCCAAUGACACUGUCCGCAGAAGAAUACAUGACAUGUCUGCUGAUAUUCUUGAUCAGGUAAUCCAGGAAAUUAAAUCUGCUCCACUUCCAAUAUUUAGUAUCCAGCUUGACGAAUCUACAGAUGUUGCAAACUGUUCACAGUUAAUGGUUUACGUGAGAUAUAUUCAUGAUGGCGACUUUAAAGACGAGUUUCUUUUCUGCAAAGCUCUUGAAAUGACAACGACUGCAUGUGAGGUAUUUGACACAGUUGAUUCGUUUCUGACAGAGCAAAACAUCUCUUGGGAAAAAGUUUGUGGUGUUUGCACAGAUGGUGCUCCAGCUAUGCUAGGAUGUCGAUCCGGAUUUCAACGUUUGGUACAGAACAAAUCACCAAAAGUCAUCGGAACUCACUGUAUGAUUCACCGGCAAAUAUUAACAACGAAGACGCUGCCGCAAGAGUUGCAAGAAGUAAUGAAAAGCAUCAUAGGUUCUGUCAAUUUCGUAAAGGCGAGCACGUUAAACAGUCAAUUGUUUUCACAACUGUGCAGCGACUUGGAUGCACCAAACAACGCUCUGCUAUUUCACACUGAAGUGAGAUGGAUGUCGACAGGGAAAGUUUUAAAACGUAUUUUUGAGCUUCACGACGAGCUCAAGACGUUUUUCCACCAGAAAGCAAAACCGCAAUAUGAAGCAAUUUUCAGCGAUAAGAGCGAACUGCAGAAAAUAGCUUACUUGGUUGACAUCUUUGCCAUCUUGAACGAGUUCAAUUUAUCGCUGCAAGGAGCAAAUUCAACGUGCCUCAAUUUGUCCGAAAAGGUCCGAUUGUUCCAAAAGAAACUUCAGCUUUGGCAAAAAAAAUUGGACGAAAGCAAAAUCUACAUGUUCCCUACCUUAUCUUCUUUCUUGGAGGAACACGACAUUGAACCGGACAAAAGUAUUGCGAUGAUAAAUUCGGUGAAAGAACACUUGGGCAUGCUUGCAGAUGAAAUUUCGUCAUACUUUCCGAAUUUAUUUGACGCCCCAUUUGCACUGGCCAGGAACCCAUUCACAGUCAAAGUUGAAGAUGUUCCUGAGGCAGCACAAAAGGAGUUCGUUGAACUUAUUAACAGCGCUGCAGCGCGAACUGAUUUCUCUACGAUGCCAGUUACAAAAUUCUGGAUCAAGUGUUUGCAGUCAUAUCCUGUUUUGUCCGAGACCGUGUUGCGCCUUCUUCUUCCAUUUCCAACAACCUAUCUGUGUGAAACCGGGUUUUCCAGCUUGUUGGUUAUCAGGUCUAAGUUCAGAGGUAGACUUGUUGUGGAAGAUUAUCUUCGUUGCGCUCUUGCAAAGACUGCCCCGAGAAUUUCUGAUCUGGUGAAAAAGAAGCAAUCUCAACCUUCACACUGACAUUGGCUUUUUACUGUUGCAAACUGUUGUAAAGUAGAUUACUGUUGUUAUAUUAAGACUAUUACCCAUGCUACACUGUGCUUUAAAACAGUGUUUUUUCAACCUGGGGGUCAGGACCCCUGGGAAGUCACAAGGGGGUGUCAGAGGGGUUGACAAAGACCAUCAGAAGCAUAGUAUUUUCUGUUGCUUAUAGGGUUUGACCCAAUUCUAUUGCUGGUGGAGUUCAGAAUGCUCUUUGAUUGUAAGUGAACUAUAAAUCCCAGCAACUACCAACUCCCAAAUGUCAAGAUUUAAUUUCCACAAACUCCACCAGUGUUCACAUUUGGGCAUAUUGAGUAUCUGCGCCAAGUUUGGACGAGAUCCAUCAUUGUUUAAGUCCAUAGUGCACUCUGGAUGUAGGUGAACUACAACUCCAAAACUCAAGGUCAAUGCCCACCAAACCCCUUCCAGUAUUUUCUGUUGGUCACGGGAGUUCUGUGUUCUAUGUUUGGUUCAAUUCCAUCAUUGGUGGAGUUCAGAAUGCUCUUUGAUUGUAGGUGAACUAUAAAUCCCAGCAACUACAACUCCCAAAUGUCAAGGUCUUAUUUUCCCCAAACCCCAUCUGUGUUCAUAUUUGGGCAUAUGGAAUAUUCGUGCCAAGUUUGGCCCAGAUCCAUCAUUAUUUGAGUCCACAGUGCUAUCUAGAUGUAGGUGAACUACAACUCCAAAACUCAAGGCCAAUGCCCACCAAACCCUUCCAGUAUUUUCUGUUGGUCAUGGGAGUUUGUGUUCCAUGUUUGGUUCAAUUGCAUCGUCGGUGGAGUUCAGAAUGCUCUUUGAUUUUGAGUUGACUAUAAAUCCCAACAACUACAACUCCCAAAUGACAAAAUCAACCCCCUCCACCAAUCCCGCUAGUAUUCAAAUUUGGGCAUAUUGGGUAUUUGAGCCAAAUUUGGUCCAGUGAAUGAAAAUACAUCCUGUAUAUACACGACAAUUCAUAACAGUAGCAAAAUUUCAGUUAUGAAGUUGGGAUGAAAAUAAUGUUAUGGUUGGGGGUUACCACCACAUGAGAACUGUAUUAAGGAGUUGCGGCAUUGGGAAGGUUGGGAACCACUGCUUUAAAACAAAUUUUCAUUUAUUUGUAAUUAGAAAUAAAUAUUUCACAAUCUAUAA